AUAUCAUUUUUAAAACAAUUCAUUUACAAUCAUAGCUGGUCACAUUGGAAUUGAUUUUUUAUUGUGUAUUGUUUUGAGGAUUCUGAAACGAAAAUUAUGACAGAAACUUCAGGAUAUAACAUAACAAAGGACCCGGAACUAAUAAAAAGUCGCGUUUUUCUAGGUAACAUUCCUAACUGCACACGCGAAGAGCUUGUAAGCAUUUGCCUGCCAUACGGAAAGGUUUUAGGAUCAAUGGUUCAGAAGAAUUAUGGAUUUGUGCAAUUUGAAACGGAGGAAAUAGCCAAUAAAGCUGCAUUCGCAUUGCACAAGUCCAUAUUCAAGUCGAAACAAUUAACUGUACGCAACGCCAGCCAAAAGGGAAAGAUGCCCAAUACGCCCAAGAAAAACACGCCCCAAGUUCCACCGGCACAUGUUGCCGUUCCAGGGGGACACGGUAUGCCGCCGGUGGAAGCUGAAGAUGUGCUUAUUAACGACUGCGAGAUUAUAGUGGUUAACAGGGAUAACACCCAUUAUGCUGAGAACAUCGAAGACCGUCUUAGGAAUUGCGGCAUGCGGGUGGACGUACUGUUCCCCAACGAGGACGUAAUGCUAGGGAAAGUAUUGGCCAACAUCUCAUCGCGAGGCUGCUUGUAUGCUGUGGUUGUGACCCCUCAACAUGAAGCCCUCAAUAGUAUUACCGUUAAUAUACUUUACGGGGUUCCCGCAGAGCACCGCAAUAUGCCUCUAGAAGAUGCCAUCACCCUGAUAGCCACUGACUUCAGGCUGAAGAAGCAGCGGGAUGCCGUGGUGACUCCGGCACAAUUUGUUCACAAAGUUCGUCGCCACCCAGAAAAGAUGCAGCAACUGUUGAACCGAUUGGCGGACAAUCAUCCGUUGACUGCCUUGCAGUACGAGUGCAUUAUUAAAUACCUAGAGGACGAGCGAGCGGAGCAACUGAAGAAAGAGGUGGGUGAGGCGAAUGCUGCGUCUAAACUGAAAGCUCCCGACCCGGAAAUCGAGCAGCAAAAAAAGAUCCUUAGCAUAAUGAACAAGCCAAACGUUACCGAGGUCAACAGUAAUCUUUUAUACUCAUCUCUUGACGCGGUCAAAGACGACCAUCGCUUGAUGGAGCUCCUGGCGGAUCAGCGUGUCAUGGCUGCAUUGGAGAGCGUUUACAACUCCGAUGUGUUGCAGACUGUAUCCGAGUUUUUAUAAGAAACCAAGGGAAUUUUAUUAAAGAAAAAUAAUAAUUAUUAAAGUGAUUUAUAUUUCAUAUUUUUAAAAUUCAAAACAUAAAAUAAAAACCGCUCGUGUUUCAA
This is a messenger RNA of Drosophila ananassae, 1301 nucleotides long. RefSeq names its product nuclear receptor coactivator 5 (gene Neos). NCBI's taxonomy places the organism in Eukaryota, Metazoa, Arthropoda, Insecta, Diptera, Drosophilidae. Bases 97 to 1197 code for a protein of 366 amino acids. Gene Ontology annotation, molecular function: RNA binding. The transcript has 2 exons. The record is from RefSeq and is a predicted model, not a curated record.